Molecule: messenger RNA, 1662 nt
Organism: Cuscuta campestris
Lineage: Eukaryota; Viridiplantae; Streptophyta; Magnoliopsida; Solanales; Convolvulaceae
Source: the annotation of a GenBank genome assembly
CAUAGCGUGGUCGCUGUCGCACGUUGGGUUAGACUUAACUGAGUCUCGGUCAAAUGGAUGGACGACUCAGAGGAAGUAAGUUGGGGUCAUCAAUGACAAGUCGGAUGAUUUUACUCACUCAUCCAGCCAGGAGUUGGAUCUUUAUGAUUUAAUUGGAACUCUAUUCCUAACCAAAGUAGUCUGCUUGUAAGACGUGCCUCAGCCAAUUACAAGUAUGGUGAAAAGGUGUCCUGGUCUGGUUGUAGUAAUAUUGUUCGCCCAACACCAGACCAGGAGCUGAGAGCCCAGCUCAUCAGUUGGAACUAUGUUCCUACCUAAAUAGUUGUCUUGUGGAGUAACGCCCAAGCGGAAUGCAAGAUAAUGAAAUAUGGAUCUUGGCCCACUAGAGGUUUCGUCGGAAAUCUCCGAAUCAAUAUCGAGGGUUAUUGAUUUGUUAAAAAUAGUGGGAGAAAAUUAAUUAAAGGCCUAAUUAAUUAUUAAACAUGAUAGAUAACCUAGUUUGCAAAAUUUUCUGUAGAUGGCAAACAACAACAACCCUUUCAACCUGCGUUACAUCCUGGAAAACAACAAGUUAUCCGGGACCAACUUUCUUGACUGGGAGAUGAACCUCCGAAUCGUUCUUAACUAUGAGAGGAAACUCUACAUCCUCGAAACGGAUCCUCCCAAGACCCCUGAUGCUAAUGCUCGUGCGUCCGAACUCACUUCCUUCAAGAAGUAUGAGGACGACGCGNUGUUCGCCCAACACCAGACCAAGAGCUGAGAGCCCGGCUCAUCAGUUGGAACUAUGUUCCUACCUAAAUAGUUGUCUUGUGGAGUAACGCCCAAGCGGAACGCAAGAUAAUGAAAUAUGGAUCUUGGCCCACUAGAGGUUUCGCCGGAAAUCUCCGAAUCAAUAUCGAGGGUUAUUGAUUUGUUAAAAAUAGUGGGAGAUAAUUAAUUAAAGGCCUAAUUAAUUAUUAAACAUGAUAGAUAACCUAGUUUGCAAAAUUUUCUGUAGAUGGCAAACAACAACAACCCUUUCAACCUGCGUUACAUCCUGGAAAACAACAAGUUAUCCGGGACCAACUUUCUUGACUGGGAGAUGAACCUCCGAAUCGUUCUUAACUAUGAGAGGAAACUCUACAUCCUCGAAACGGAUCCUCCCAAAACCCCAGAUGCUAAUGCUCGUGCGUCCGAACUCACUUCCUUCAAGAAGUAUGAGGACGAUGCGCGAGAUGUAAAGUGUAUCAUUAUGGCCAGUAUGACCGCGGAGCUCCAAAGGCUCCACGCGGACAUGGAAGUGCGUCCUAUGAUACAACGCUUAAGAGACCUUUACCAGGGUCAGCCCCAAAAUUCAGAACUUGCAUGAAUGUAGACAAUUGACGGAGGGAGAGAAACAACUAAAAGUCGGCAAUGGCGCACUCGUCUAUGCAUUGGCCGUCGGAACCUAUAGUUUAUCUCUACCUAGUGGUCUAAUAUUGCAUUUGAAUAAUUGUCUGUUUGUACCUAGUAUGAGCAGAAACAUCAUUUCUGUAUCCUGCCUUGUCAAAGCAGGAUUUUCAUUCGUUGUAAAAGACAAAACUCUUUCUGUCUUUUGAAAUGAUAUAUUUUAUGCAAGUGCAAAAAUGACCAACGCUCUCUAUGUCCUUGACAUGGAUACCGCAAUAUAUAACGUAAAUGUUA